This is a messenger RNA of Paramuricea clavata, 9744 nucleotides long. NCBI's taxonomy places the organism in Eukaryota, Metazoa, Cnidaria, Anthozoa, Malacalcyonacea, Plexauridae. The record is from the annotation of a GenBank genome assembly.
GCGCUUAGGGAGCAUUUCGGGCAGGUUCGGAAAGUGCGGGUUACAGGCGAGAGCGCCUGCCGAGUAAUGUUUUCAAGAUGGCGGAUGCUGUAAAUCGAAAGUCGUAUUAUCGACAAGAAAAGCAAUUUAUUGAGGAAGGCUAUGGUGAUCGACUCUUUCAAACGGCGAAAGAGGAAGGAAAAGUUAUUUGUGUUGAAUGUUAUGACACUGACGGCAGUAUUAAAUUCUUUUCAUCGGCUGGGGUGGGCUUCCAUUACAGGCAUGCUCACAAACGGUAUUCUUUCAAAAAGGAAAAUUCUUUAAAACUAUUUAGUGAAUUACAUUUCGAAGAGACCAAACUUUUCAUAAAUCAGUUAUCUGCCUUUAGAUCAAGUAACAGUCUUGGUUUAGAUUUGUUCAAAGAAUACGAGGUUAAAACGGAUCAUUUACGUACAAGUAUUUAUAGCACGUGUAAGAAAGAUGCUGCAAAACUUGCUGGAUUAGCUUUAUCUCACGGAAACUACGUAAAUCCUUCGUUAACAAAUGGCUAUCCUUUAAAAGUGAUCAAAGUAGGAGACACUCAAGAUUUCGAGGAGAAAUUCCUUGUUUGGAAGUCCUCUUCCAAAAUAUAUGUUGAAUCUGUUUAUUACAGAGAGGUAAGUCGUUUUGAUAUAUUAAAAUUGUAUGACAAUUGUAAACUUUGUCGCAAUUCUUGACUAAUUCUUUGAUUGUAUAAUAUAUAUUUAUUAUAUUUAUUUUUUAUAUAUAUAUUUAUUACAACAAAGGUUGCCACAACAGUCUGUUUCAUCCAAGAGGAAUCGUCAGGUGAUUCCGACUGGAUGGAACAGACUGUUGUGGCACCCUUUGAGGUAAGACUAUUAUAUAUAUAUAGACCGCUACAUAAUGUUACACUAGUGGAAUUAUCAACGUGGAAAAGCACAAUAUAUGUAUAUAUAUUUAUAUAUAUGUAAUGUUUACAACAUGAGCGGCGAGAAGGCGAGAGUUUGUAUAUCUGAUACAACACGGACGCGAAUGUUGUAAACACCUUAAAAAACGACUCAUCUUAUGAGUUCAUUGGCGAAGUAAUUUUAAAAAUAAACCUUGUCUAAGCCGAGAAAAUCAAAGUUAAAGUUUAUGUAAAUCAACAUGAAUCUGUAUCACAUAUACAGAACGACACGCUUAUGAUUUUUCUUUGUGUUUUCUUCAUGAAUUAUUAAUAAGUUUUUUAAAUAUAUAUACAAUAUUGCUAUUAAAAAUGUAUUUUCUGUGAUCCCUAGAUGCCAGUUCGCUGUUUUGAUGAGCUACCUCUUCAAGGAAUGAGUGUGAAUAAGGACAUUGAUGAUCAUCUACCAGGGGAGCAAAAUCCUGAUGGAAUAUUGAAAAAUGUAUUUGGACAUUCUUCAUUCAGACCGGGACAAAAGGAAGCAAUAAAUGCUGUGUUACAACAAAAAGAUGCAGUUGUUGUCAUUCCUACUGGUGGUGGAAAAACAGCAAUAUACACAAUCCCAACAUUACUUAUGCCUGGUAUAACUGUUGUUGUUUCACCUUUACUGAUGUUAAUGCAUGAUCAGUUGUUAAAUUUAAGAGAAAAGGGCAUUAACACAUGUUACAUAAACUCAAUGCUAACUAAGGAUCGCCGUGAAGAAGUGAUAGUGAACUUAUCUAGACCAGAUAGUGAAUAUAAGGUACUGCUGACCAGUCCAGAAGUGUUAAUGAGCCCAACAAUGCACACAUUGCUUCAAAAGUUGAAAUGUGAAGGGCGACUAAACUUUUUCGCUAUAGACGAGGCACAUUGUAUUGACACUUGGGGGGUUGAUCUUCGCCCAGAUUACCAAGAGCUUGGUGUCCUCAGGAAGUAUGGGGUCCCUAUUGUUGCUUUAACUGGAACUGCUACAGCUAUAACAAUUGAACAAAUUAAAAGCACACUAAAACUUUUAAACCCAGAGAUAAUCAAAUUGCCAUUUGUUAGAGAGAACCUAAUAUUCGAGGUUUUCCAGAAGAAACCUGGAUUUUCAGCUGCACUUAAACAAGUUGUGGAACUAGUAAGUUCGAGAUUCAAUGGUCAAUGUGGAAUUGUGUAUUGUAGUCACAGGGAAGAUACAUCACAGUUAUCCUUACAAUUGAAAGUGAAUGGUAUUUCAUCAAUAUAUUUUCAUGGUGGCAUUGUGGAUCCAAAAACCAAAUUGAAACAUGCAAACUUGUGGCUGGAUGGAAAUGUCAAUGUCAUGUGUGCAACAAAUUCUUUUGGGAUGGGUAUUGACAAGCCGGAUGUGCGCUUUGUAAUUCACCUUACUUUUCCACCAAGUUAUGAAGCAUAUGUUCAAGAGUCAGGGAGAGCUGGUCGGGAUGGCAUUGAUGCACACUGCAUUGUGUUAUAUAGGUUUGAAGACAGGAAAUUUCACUUGCAUAACAUCACGAAUGCAACACUGCCUGAUGCAAGAUCAAAACGCCUCAAGUCUUUAAAUGAAUUUUCCCAUUAUUUGAUGGAUAAUGUACAUUGUCAGCAAAAAAUUAUUGCUGAAUACUUUGGGAGCACCUUGGAAGGAAAAUGUGGAAAAUGUGGUAACUGUCUUAACCCUGUUAUCCCAGUGAGAAAAGAUUACACUUUGCAUGCGAAGCAGCUAAUAACUUGUAUACAGCAUAUGCAGUCAUUGAAAGACAAAGUAAGUGUUGAUGAAUUGGGAUCAACAUAUAUUGGCUCAAAAUCGGCAGCUGUUAGAAGUCAAAAGUUUGAUCAGGUACCAGAGUAUGGUGAAGGAAAAGGACAUUUCAAGUCUGUUGGUCAUCUUACACGUUUCAUAAACCAUCUAAUAAUUGGUAAUAUAUUUACUGAGAACUUAAGAGAUGAACAUGAUAAGGUAAAGUCAGCAUAUUUAUCUGUAGGAGAUAUCCGUGAACUUUUGAGUGAAAACAUUAAUGUUAUGUUUUAAAUUGCAUUUUACACAUUGUAUAUAACUUGUAAAUAUUGGGAAACUCCACUCUUGGAUUUGUGUCAUAAUAGCUUUAAUACUGUAGUCAUAUUUACGUUGAAACAAAAAGAUUGCAACAGGUUUCUCCAAAAUAUAACUGUACUGAACAACAUAGAAUCGUAGUCCAUCAAUUAUUAUACCCAGACCAAGUAAAUCGGCUGUUCAUAGCCUUCUUUUUAUCAUUAGUAACUUGUCUUAAUCCUACCAACAAUUGUGUUAUUUACAGUAAAUUCCUUUAGUGUUGUCAAGUGCAAUAAUCAAAAAAUGCAUACGAAUUGCACACAUCAUUAUCUAUACAUCAUUUCUGUGAUGAUCAAAACAUAAAUAGCAUGCCAAAAAUGCUUGUAAAUAUACAAUACGCACAAAUAACAUUUAGGAAAUGCUUCAAAAUUAUUUUCAAUUUGAUGGUACAAAUUAACUAUUACACUUGACAACCUUAACUGAAAAGGUUUCGAAAAGCCGACAUGCAUUAUUAUACCGUUGUGCGGUUGUGGUAACUUUGAAAUCACGAAUAGAUUGCCUAUCGUUACACAAAAGUUUGAGUUCACUUUGCUUUAGAACAACAUAAUCAACCGUUAAAGUUGACUCGAGUUAUGUAAAUGCAUGUCCUCUUUAAGUUACUCACUGUUUUCACGAUCAUGUUCAUGAUCCGCUAUAACGUCACUAGCGUUCGUCAAUCUGAUCGUCAAACUCAUCCUCAAACUCAUCAUCAACUAGAAUACUGUAUCGUAAGUCUGGAAAGCAGUUGUACAGUUUCGCUCUAAAGUUGCUUUUUAUUAUGUCCACGCCCUUCUCGUACGAGCUUACUACCCUGCUUGAUAUCUUUCCUUCGAAUUGUCCUUUCUUACCCAAAGGAACAGCAUGUACAUCUUUUCUACCUUUGAUUGCAAAGAAUUUCUUCGACAGGCAAACCCAUCCAGCUUUAAGUUGAUCUGGGAAGGAACUUUGUACAGAGUGACGUGUUGUGUGGUGAACAUCAAAGCUUUCUCUACUUUUGUAAGCUGCUCGACAAGAUUUCAUGAGAUCGACAUUUCCCAUAAUGCGUUGACACAUUUUGACUGUGGUAUGCCCGCUGAUAUACAUUUUAAGUGGUCGCACCACCUCACUCUCCACAUAUGCAUCCAUUUCAAUUCCUUUCCCUUGAUUCCCAUAUAGGUUAACACAACAGUUAUCUUGAAGAACUAGUCUCGUUACUUUGGGCCAUUUAGCUGUGAGGUUUACAACAUGUCUAAAAGUUUCCUGAAAGUAGUUCCGGAAUCCUAGUUGUGCAUAAACUGGAACCAGGAGCUUGUAGACGAUCUCUAGAGCUCUUCCGUCACCAUAUCGUAUGCAAUCAUCAUACAGCUGCAUAAGAGGACCGUAAUAGCAGAAGGUGCUGGAAUGAUGCUUGAAUGUAACGUCUUCUGCACAGCCUUUGCUUAGCCAUUCCUUAAAACGUGCCAGUAUGAUAUCAGAAUGGUUGCCAUUUAUUUUCAUCGAACGCGCGAGGUCUGUAUUAGAUGGGAAAAACGCUGAUUCCCGAAAUUGAAGACAUGCAGCAAUGCAAUAGGCAAAGCAAACAUCACGAUUUGCUUCCCUUAUCUGUAAUAGGAAAUUCUCUUGAAAUUUCCUGCUUUUAAAAGCUUCCGAUGUUAAUUUCUUUCGUUUUAGUACAUCAUGAACAAUGUAAUGCAACCCGGAUUUACCAUGCUCCUUAAAGCAUGCUUCACACAAAUAUCCCUUAUUGUGUAUAUCUCCAACACAUAUUCCAGCCCAAUGAAAGGAAGAAAAGCGUGCCAUAGUGGCAUUGUUUGUUUUGCAGGUGCCCACAUCGCCGACGACUGGAGUAACAACUCCUGGGGCAUCCCUACCAAAAACGACUUGAUCGGGACUUUGAUCUUCACUAAAAUCUUGCUCAGCUGGCUGGUGAAAACAUAAUGUUUUAUCAAUUGCAGAAAUCAAAGUGUUCUCUUCGUCUGACUCAUGUUCUUUAUCUGCCAUAAGGACCAAUACGUCAGCAAGGUGAAGCUUUUCCGCAACAUCUUUUGGGGAUGGAACACCAGAAAACAUUGGACCAUUAAAUCUUGCGUUUCUAUUAAUUAAAAACUCUAUAAUUGUAUAGUUUGAGUUUAUAACAGCUAAAUGCAGGGGUGUUAGACCACAUCCCUCCUUGAUGUUGACGUUGAAGCCACUGUAUACUAAGGCUUUUGCCAGUUGAUUAUUUCCUUUAUCGAUGGCAAUGUGAAGAAACGAUCUCUUGAGAUGAUCUCUAUGAACGUCCAGGUUUUCUGUUGCCAUAACGUUUAUUACUUCUAUGUAAUGUUCUUCAUUAUUUGAUACCAAUGCCGCCUGAAUACGUGAAGCAACAUUAUUGUACAAUUCCCAAAAUGACUGAUCCUCAUUUCUGAAUCUCCUUCUCUCACUCUCCAACGUACGGUUCGUGUUGUUUGUAACCGUAGAAGCGUCCUCGUCAAUUUGUUGUUCGCCGUUGGAAUGAUCGUCAUCUUCAUUUGUCAUAUCCGUGCUCUGUUCAAUGUCUGAUAGAUCACUAAAUACGACUCCGUCCAAAUGUUUUUCUUUAUUGCGUAAAUUGUUCUCAAAGUUGUUCAUGUCGCAGAUAUGUUUUGAUUGAGUAUGCAUACAUUCAUAACGAGAUCUGGCAGUAUUAACAUCGAACGAUUUGGUGAGGGUGUCGUAUGGAAGAAAUUCAGGAUUUUGCGGAGCAGAAUGUAAUUCAAAAUCUGUUUCAAAUUCUUUCAGUAUCGAAGAUGUACCUGCUAUUGUAGCAUUAUCUUCAAGUGACAAAGGUAAUACAAAGGCGGCCGUCUUUCUCGAACUGUUUGUCAUGUCUAUUAUACCUUCCACCGUUGGAACGUGAAUUUUAUAUCUUUUCUUGGGUUUCGAAAAAUUAGACGCUGAAAUCCAUGCGUUGAAUUCUGUUUCACUCAUGUCGCUAAUACAUUUUUUCGAACUAGGUAAACAAUUAUAUGCUUUGUCCAUAGCAGACAGUACGUAAUAAUCCUUAUACUUUUCAAAAAGUUUAUCGUCUAUAUUUUUGGACGAAUAAAGAAUAUCUGAGUAAGUAAGUUUCAGUACAUCUCUUUGGCUUUGACACAUAUCUUCCUUGUUACGCAUUUUCGUCUUUACCGUCUCAGAUAGGAAUGGAAUAAUAAAUGCUCUUCCAGUAAAGUUCCACAUUGAAAGUGUAAUUUCUUUAAAAAUUCUUAAAUGCUUACGUUUUCCUUUGUAAAUAUUUAUGUUAUCCAUUAAUAAUAUGAUAGCGAUAUCUGUAGGGGUAAUUUCUUUAACAUGGGCUUUCAUUUUAUCCAUUCUGUCAUCGAGAACAUCCAUGGCUUUCUGCCAACUCACCGUCAACCCGAUGUGAUUCAACAUACCAACGAACCGUGAUCCUGCUCCAUGUGAUAUGCAUAGAAUCGUAAACAAUAUUUUGAAGUCGUUUGUAAUUUUCUGACUACUGAGACUACACAAUAUUGCAAGUGCAUGUCUGGCACUAUGAACUCGUCUUCCAGUCUAUACGUUUCCACUACUUGAAGUUAACAACAGACACUCGACAAUUUCAAAAAGAAGAGGGCAAUCUUUAAGUAAUGACGUUGAAAGGUUGGAAAACAACGAACCAUCUAUUUGAAUUUCCGUCUUUGUAUUAAGGCCUAAGUUUAGCAUUGUCUUAAAACGGGAUGCUUCAUCAGAUAUAUCUUUUUUCAACGCUUCUGAUAGUCUAAAAGCCUGGUUUCUUUCCAUCAACUUCUCCACUUCUUGCUCAUAUAUUUUCACUAAACCAUCUGUGAAUUUUGAAAUAUCUCUGUUGAUAACUUUUUGACGCUCAAACAAAAGUUUUAGAUAAUUACCAUUCCAGUUUCCUUGCUCCUUAUCAAUCUCCCUUUCCAUUUCAUUAUUAACAGCAGAUAGUUCCUCUUGACGCCGUGCAAUUGCCUUUUUUAAGUUGUCAACUGGAGUGUUCUCAUGAAAAACAGUUCGUUCAUGGUCUGUAUCACGCAAAACAACGCACCGUUUUUUCAAGUUUUCAUAAACAAUUUCUCUUCCUUCUCCGGACAAUAUGCGUCGUGAUACUUUGACAUUAGGAAAAUGUUUUGAAAUUGUUUGAGUAAGCACCUUAGCACUAACUUCAAGCGUUUGCAAAAUUUCUUCUUGGGUCACAAAAUUUUCAUCACCAACUACAACCUCAUAAUGCUCAUUUAUAGCUGUAGUCAAGGAACAUCUUCUCUUCUUAAUCUCGAAACCAGAGGGGUGUUCACCAACCACUUCAUACGUGCUUGUAGAAGGUAAUAACUGACUGGGUGAUUUCAGACUACAAGAUGCUAGUCUCUUGGAUGCAGGUUCCCUUUCUUUAGCUGAAGGUGUCAAGGGAUGUUUAUUUGAAUGUUUCUCUUUCACAGGUGUUGAUUUUUUCGAACUGGUUUCAUCUGACAAAAGCACGAAAUUAAAUAAUCAGGUGGCAAAGGUGAAUGAUAAAUGGUGUGCAACCUUUCUUAAGCUUUCUUAAGUUCACUUGAACUAACAUAUCCUUUCAUUUAUAUGUGUUGGCUAGGAAAACAACUGGUCCUGGCAACAUUUAUUACAUAGAAAUAAGCAGAUAUAAUUUUGAUUAUCAGUAAAAAUUUAGCACUACUCAAAUUCCUCAUUGCUCAAAGUAAAUAUAUAAUAUAGAAAAUAUAAAUUUCUUCAUCAAGUCAAAAUGGUAUGCUGCAGUUUCACACUGAGUAGGUAAGAGUCAUCAUUUUGAAAUGAAAUACAACAUUUUUAUUGUUAAUCACUUUACAAAAAGACAAGAAUUUCUUAAAAAUCUCAAGAAUAAAUAAUCCACCCAUGUAAAGGAUAAUUAGCACAUUACAGUAUUAUGUUCAUUUUGCAACUCUUCGCUCGCUGUCAUCGAAUCUCAUGCACUCUCAUAAACUUUUCUCAAUUUUGAGAUGCUUCAAUAUGAGCUGCCUUAGUUUUAGUGGAAAUAUCCAGUAAUUUGUAAACUCUCAUCGUAUUUUAUUGGUGAAAACGUUUCAAAACGUAAAAUUGUUUUCAAGUGCCACUAAUUAUCGCUUCGUCUCAAAGCUUAGGUCAAACGAGGUUGAGAGUUAAUGAGAGUUUGAAUGACAGUUUUCAUGAGAGUUGAGAAAAAUCUCAUGCAAACUCUCGCUUCUCAACUCUCAUGCAACUCUUGUUCUCGUUUGACCGGGGAAUGAGAGUUGACAAAACUCUCACUUUUCAACUCUCAUCAACUCUUAUGCAACUCUUGUUCUCGUUUCACCGGAACAUGAGAGUUGAGAAAACUCUCAUGCAAACUCUCGCUUCUUAUUAACUCUCAUUCCCAUUUGACAAGGGACAAAGUUUCGCCCAGAUUUGUUAACUGACGGUUAGGAUUUACUUCUUUAAAAGUUCAAUUACUAUGCAAUCUGAAUGGUUCUCAGUAGUGUGAUUUCAGCACAAAUUGCACACAUAGGCCAUAGCAAUAACUAAAUUGCUUGCAUCAGCUAGAGCUAUAAUCACAUCAUUUUUGAGCCAAUUAGAUUGAAAUUGAAGACAACCAAUUCCAAAAUAAAUUAUUCAUUUUGAUUAUAUUUUUGAAAAUGAGUGGUCUAAAUUCCAGAAUACACUCAAGCAUAACAGUUUGCAAUAAAACAAUGAAAAACAAGUCCAAGUCCACAGAUUCAUAUGUUAAUAGACUGUAAUGCCAUAGAUUAGGAAAUGAAUAGAUGGCUCACUCCUUUGAUGUUUUUGACGCUGCCGGCACCCACACAUGUUCUUGCCAGAGUAAUGGUGGGCUAGUAAGAACUAUAAUAAAAUGUAUUGUGAAAUUAACAUCCAUGGUACUAAAUCUUGUAUUUUUCCGCUUUCAGGGGUUUUAAUCCAAAAAUAAAUCAAAAUUAUAAAAAUACAGGAUUUAGUAGCACUGAUGUCGUUUUGACAAUGCAUUUUACUACAGUUACUUGCUAGGCCGCCAUUACUCUGGCAAAACAUGCAUGGGUGCUGGCAGCGCCAAAAACAUCAAAGGAGUGAGCCAUCUAUUCAAUUCCUAAUCUAUAAUAAUAAGGCAAAAAAUGUAUUUUUUUCUCUGAAAUUAUCUGCCCCCAUGACCAUGUCCAGCUUCAAUUUCACAUUCAUUAAUAAGAGUAAACAUUAAAAAUAAUUUCAUAUUUCAUCUUGGAUCAAAAGGUUGUGGAAAGAAUCCAAGGCCAAAUAAUUGUUUGCUAUGUAGAAUUGUUGGUCUUGAGUAAAAUUAUAGGAAAACAACAAUUCUGAUUGUGAUACAUCAAGAACCUUUCAUUAUAGUAUAUUUGACAAAAAAAUAUUUUAAAAUAUUUAGAAAUAGCAUCCAGUGGUUUUGGCAGACUAAAAAGUUAGGUAACUUUUCUAUGGCUAUGAGGUCUGUUUUAGUUUUACAAUGCAAAAGCAUAUAUAAUCAAUAUAUUUAUAUAUGCUUUCUACAUAUUCUGCUAGCCUGUGAAAAGUCAUUCCAAAUACUUUAGAUAAGAUUCAAAUAUCAGUCUGCAAAAAAACAUUGAAAGCACAAUUUGAAAGACAAAUAUGGUCCAUAAAAAGGCCAUGCAUUAAUUAAAAAUGUAUCAUUUAUAGGAAGUAAUAUAGCGUCUCAUUGUUCGCUUGUUCUCUGAUACUCUGUCUUUUGAGUGAUAAUAUAAACACAAUGUCAAUGUCUGCAUGUAGAAUCUAUAUUACAACAAAAAGCUACAUACCAAGUUCUAUUUCGGAAAGUGAUAUAUUCAGAAUAUCUACAUCGCUGUCAACAAUGUUUAUAUCAGAUUCAUCGCUGCUGUCCUCCAUUGCU